This is a messenger RNA of Bactrocera tryoni, 1389 nucleotides long. RefSeq lists its product as uncharacterized. The coding region runs from base 1 to 1389 and encodes 462 amino acids. Lineage: Eukaryota; Metazoa; Arthropoda; Insecta; Diptera; Tephritidae. The transcript is spliced from 2 exons. The record is from RefSeq and is a predicted model, not a curated record.
AUGGCCUGCUUUAUUGCUGAGCAUAAUCUGUCUUUUAACAUAGCAUCUCAUUUGAAUAAAUUGAUUUGCGCUGUAUGUCCAGAUUCGAAAAUUGCCGAGCAAUUAUCUAUAAGCCGCACAAAAGCUAGAGCUAUUAUUGUUAUUGUAACUGGGCAGACAGCUGAAAAACAUAUAAUAGAGAUGUUACAGAACAAUUGCUUUGCAUUACUUGUUGACGAAAGCACAGAUAAAUCUACGAUAAAACAUUUAGCGCUUGUCGCUAGAAUAGUAAAAUUAGAUUUCAGCGUUGAAGAUAGAUUUCUGACUUUAAUACCAAUCGUAGAUGGUACAGCAACAGCGUUGUAUGGCAAAAUAGUAGAAUAUUUUGUUGAAAAAAAUAUUCCUUACAAAUCAAACAUGAUAGGCUUUGCUUCUGAUGGCGCUAACGUUAUGUUUGGAGAUAAACAUUCAUUGGUAACUUUGUUUAAAAAUGACAUACCUCACAUUUUUACUAUGAAGGGCAUUUGUCAUUCUUUUAACCUAUGCGCAUCAUACGCAUGUGAGAAAUUGCCAAGGGGCGUGGAAGAUUUCUGUAGAGACGUAUAUAAUCAUGUACAAAAUUCACCGAAACGUAUUGGAGAUUUCAAAACAUUUCAAGCAUUCACAAAUAUUAAACCACACAAAUUACUCCACCCUAGCCACACCAGAUGGUUGUCGCUUAUUGAGGUAGUAAAUAGGUUUCUGGAACAAUUACCAGCUAUAAAAUUGUAUUUUCAAGCUGCAGUUCAUAUCAAUAUGGAUGCAGACAUGCCAGCAGCCCCGACACCAACCACUCGUUCGGCUGUCAAUGGGCCACGCCAAGCGGCUGCCCCAGUUGCAGCGCCCCGAACAACCACCCCAACGGUGCCUCGGAGUGGAACGGCCGCAUUGCCGUCAACACCCACGCUUGUCGCUGACCCACAACGCCGUAGAUGUCCCCUAUGUCGUCGACCCCACCGGCUGCCACAAUGCGUCAUUUUUAAGGGAUUGCCACCUCAACAACGCCAGUUGGUCGUGCAGGCGCACGGCCAUUGUCUCAAUUGCCUGACGCCUGUCCACCAAACUCACGAGUGUACAUCCGGCAAUCUCUGCCAAAUUUGUAUGCGUCCGCAUCACACUAUGUUGCACCGUGCACCUGGGAAUGACACCAGCCAACCUCCUGCCGGCCGCAACCGCGGCGCAGUACAACGACCGCCAUUACGCCGGGAUGCACGGCCCCGUCGAACCAUAGGGCCAUCAUCCUCCUGUGCCCGGCGGCCACAUAAUGGGGCGUCCACACGACGCCAGCAACAACGACCGCGUCCGCGUCGCACCUCAGGCCUCAGCAGCGUCGUAGCCACUCUGCAGCAGCUUCAAAGGAUUCUAGGCUGA